Bathycoccus prasinos is the source of this 2079-nucleotide messenger RNA. Its product is annotated as exported exo-alpha-sialidase. Bases 1 to 2079 code for a protein of 692 amino acids. The record is from RefSeq and is a predicted model, not a curated record. The transcript has a single exon. NCBI's taxonomy places the organism in Eukaryota, Viridiplantae, Chlorophyta, Mamiellophyceae, Mamiellales, Bathycoccaceae.
AUGUCUGCGGCGAGCAAGAAAAGUGCGCGACGCGCUUUCGCCACCUUCUUCAUCUUGCUCGUUUCGUUGUACCUCUUAACCGUGGCUUCGACUCGCGUGUAUUCCACCCAUCACGCUCCCGUGAAUACCAACGAGUUCCUCGAGUCUCGAAACAGUCGAGCGCACGGCCUUCAACACAAACAAAAGAAAGUGGUACAUCCAUCAUCGUCGUCGUCUUCCUUAUCGAACGAAGAAGUUGCGAGCAUGGAAGAGACGCACAGAAAACCAAAAGGAAACGAAAUAGAAUUAGAGCGUAACGAUGAUAACGAUGAUGAUGAUGCUAAUAAUAUGGGCAUGAUGAGUGCGUUUGGACACGCGAUGCACGACGUGUGGGAACACAUACCUGGACACGAAUACGCGGAGAGUAUUUUAGGAUUCCGUCAGGACGACGAGGACGAACCCGGGGACGAGGACGAGGAUAAUAACCACGAGGGAGAAGGUGACGGUAAGGCAAACGAGAUUCUGGAUACGGAGUACCAUAACCACGAAGAAGGAGAGUUUGAGAAUAGCACAAUAAGUAGCAACGCGAUAUCCUCGUCGAACGCGCCGAUAAAAGUUAUACUAGACGACUUGAUCGUCGACGACGAUCGAGUGAAAACGCAAAAGGCGUUAAUUAAGCAUUUUAAAGGUAAAGUGUACGUCGACGGACACUCCAAGGAGAUCCCCGAUCCUAUCGGCGUCUCCGAAGCGUACAUCGCCAAAGGCGGGUACAAGAAUGGAUGCGGCUCGAAGGAGGCGAAGAAGAAUAUCGUGUUGAAACAAUCGUUUUUAUUCAGAAAUGGGGAGAGUUUCAAGUACGGCCACAUGGUGAUGAUUGGCGAGGCGCCGAAAAACUCACCGUGGAAAUGGGCGGCGACGUGGCAAGCGUCCAAUUCCUUCGAAGGUGCGUUCGGGCAGAAGAUUGUUAUUUCCUUCGCGGACGACCCGACUGGGACGUGGACGCCACCGAUGGUGAUUCCAAUUCCCGUGACACCAUCUACAGCGGCUGUAUGGGGCCCUGUUUGGCACAAGGAUCCAAACACCGGCGUCGCGUGGUUGUUCUACGCCGCGUCGACGAGUUGCAGAAAAAAUGCCGGUCACGGUAAAGUGAAAUACGCGCCGGGAGGGGACAUUCAAGUCAUUAAAUCUUUAGACGGCAUUCAGUGGAGCGCACCAAAAACCAUCUUGAUGCAAGCGGCAGAAUCCAAUCAUCUUCCGAAACUGGUUUCUAAUCAGCUCGCGGUGCACGAACCUACCGGGUAUUGGGUACUACCGAUGUGGCGAGAAUCACCGCAUUCCAACACGUGUAAACCGAGCGUCUCGAAAGGAACGAGAACGUCCGCGGGCGUUUUGCUCUCAAAAGAUCAAGGCAAAUCCUGGUCAGUCGUUGGUUCGUACAGAGCGAGAGGCGUGCGUUGGCUCAUUGAAGGUACCGUCGCGGAGGUUGGUGACACGAAAGAUUUGUUGUUGCUCCAUCGUUCCGGCGAGAAAUAUUUAUACAAGCAAAUUUCAAAAGACGGAGGUAAAUCGUGGUCGAACGCCGAACGAACGAGCGUUCCGAAUCCAAACUCGAAAGUUAAUCUAAUUCGAUUGGAAAGUUCGAAAGGCGCACCGACAAAUUUAGGAGGAUCUCUCGCGCUCGCAUAUAAUGAUGCCAUGAGUGGCGUUCGAAGGAAACUCUCCGUCGCGCUCUCCUCGGACGGUCACAAAUGGUCGAAGUUACAACUCUUAGAAGACUCUAGUCCUGGUUUACACUUUAAUUACCCGACAAUCGCGCAAGAUGGGUGUCGGCUACUCGUUGCGUAUUCAGUUACUCGACACGGUGGUAGGCGCGCGGUGACGCAAUCCGGCAUUAAGCUCGCCGUCGUCGAGUUACCCGGGAAGGUGGAGAAAGCGCGAGAGGAACUUUUAGAAAUCUCCAUGGACGCGCCAAAAGACGGAGAAAAUAGUGAUAAUGAAGAGAGCGACGAGAACAACGAGAACGCGAGCGAAGAAGAAGAUAAUAUUCGCGAGGACGACGUGAACGAAAAGUCGAUAGAAGACGUCAUAGACGUCGUUUAA